AUGGCUGCCGUUUGCAAAGCCUGCGAGGACCCUCUGGUCAUCAGCAUCGAGCCCGACAGCGACGACGAGGGCCAGGCCGGCGAGGAGCCUCAAAAUGUUCCCGAUGACCUCGAGCUGCCCUGCGGAUGCCACUUUCACUGGCAAUGUAUUCUCGACCAGUCCGCCGAGAUAGCAAUCUCCCUCAACUGCCCGUCCUGCCAGAAACACCUGCCGACGAACCAGCAGGGCCCUUCCGUCACAAACCCCUUCCUGUCUACCCCCUCCGGCGCCGCCAUCCUGACCCGCUACGUCAACGAGGGCGGCCUGCAGGACGCUCUGGACAUCCUGCCCAGCAUCACCGAGGAGGCCUACCUGGCCGCCAACCCGGACGCCCGUCCCGCCCGCGCCUACCACCUCAUGUGCUCCGAGGGCGACGUCCAGGGCAUCGUCGAGCUGCUGCAAGACGCCAACGAGGAGCUUGCCGGCGACAUUGCCCAGCUCGGUCGCCUGAUCCGCUACCAGGACCCCUUGGCCGGGGGAAAGAGCGCCCUUCACGUCGCCGUCGAGAAGGCGCAGGAGGAGGUCGUCUGGCUGCUCCUCUGGAUCGCCUCCCCGGUGCCCACCGACGUCUUUCCCCAGUCGGCGCGGCAGGCGGCCGAGGCUCUGCAGAUCGUCCGCCUGACCAACGACAACGCCGAGGACAUCCGGGCGCUGCGCACUGAAGGUGGCCGGACGGCAGAGGACAUCGCCAAGACGAUGCCCGAUCGCUGGGCUGCGCUUGUCGACGCUGGCAUCCUGCGUUCAUAG
This is a messenger RNA of Colletotrichum karsti, 786 nucleotides long. RefSeq lists its product as uncharacterized. The record is from RefSeq and is a predicted model, not a curated record. The transcript has 2 exons. Lineage: Eukaryota; Fungi; Ascomycota; Sordariomycetes; Glomerellales; Glomerellaceae. The coding region runs from base 1 to 786 and encodes 261 amino acids.